AGCUUUUGUGUUAAAUGAGAAAAAAAGGAUAGCAUUACACAAUAAAACAAAUGACAAUAUUUGCUGUAAAAACACUUCAUAAAUAAGUAAUUCUACUAUAAGCAAAGUUUUAAUACUGAUGUAUCAAAUGAACCAAUUUAGACAGUAUUGAGACACUCCCCAGACAUCCUGAUUUUAUCUUUAUAUUCGGUUAAGAUCCUAUAAUGUCAAACUUUUCCCACAAGUGAUUCUAAAGCUGUUCUGUAAGCUGCCAACCUUUGUUUUUAAGAAAACUCCCACAGUCUGAGUGGGUGUGAGAUGAAGGAUGAAGGAACGAAGACAAUAAUAUGGUGUAAAGUGGGAUGUGUUUGCGGGGAAAACCAUGUUGUCAGAUUAAACAAAGACACUAAAGGUAAAUAAAUCUAAUAAUUUAGUUGCAUAUACAGAGAUAAAAAUAUAUAUCUGGGAAAUAAUGUGCUCAUCCAACAGAAAAUAAAGCACUGAUUAAAUGUUAGAAAGGAAACUGAAUCAUUAUAUUCGAGUAACAAAUGUCCCAAUAGCUUAAAUCUGAGAACCAUAUUUAUUGUCUGUCAUAAAUAGCAUCCACAGAUGAAUAGAUAUUAGUCUGUUUCUAACAGUAUUUUAUUACACUGAAAGCAAAUACUUUAAAUCAGCUAGGCGUUACCUAAUAAACUCGUCAUUUUAUCCAUAAGCACAUUGCUUAUUAAAAUGCAAACAUUUCCUUGAACUGAAUAGAUCCUAAUCGACUUUAAUGUCAUACUUUAUACAAUAUAUUGUUCUGAUCUGGUUAGAAUUAGCUUAUAAAGAGUCUAAAUGCAAAAGUCUUUAGCUCUAAAUCAUUAGUAAUGUCAGAUUCUGGUUUUGAAAAGCCCUUUUUGUAUCAGGAUAGCAUACAAUCAAUCAAUCAAUCGUGUGUCAUUUCCAAGAAAAUUAUGGGGGGUAAAAUCUUAAACUUGUUGUUAAAAACAUUUCUGAUCAUGUAACCCAAGCUUGCGAUAUUUUGAAACGCUGUUCAUCUGACAACACCCUCAGUACUUGUGUUUAACGCUGCCAUUGAAACGCGUGAACAGGGUGUUGUUCUGAAUCUCCAGCACACAAAAAGUCACAAUAAAGAGUGUUGAAUCAGAUACGAGUGACACUGAGGGACUUCAUCUUUGUCAGGUACUAGGUCAGUAUCUGUUAUACUGUGGGAUAGAUGUACAGCUUGUUGUUUGACGGACAACAGCAGGCCCGCAGAAGCACUGGACAUGGAUAGUGUGUCAGUAUAAAAGGAGAGAAGUACUGAAAUCAGCAGUUGGAGGUCAUUCAAACUUGGUAGGUGAGGAAUUAUCACUGGUGAGUCUUCACAUAUUUUAUUUCCUUUUUCCUCCUCGACUGUCUAAUGUCGAAAAGGCAUUAAAACGUCUCGUAAUAGUCAUUGACUUGUAAAAAAAAAAGCCUAAGUGACAUGAUCUUGUGAUCAGAUAUUUCUUCUGCACUCUUGAACUGUAUCAGGUUGCUAUUGUACAGUUUUAAAGGAUGCAAGCAGACAUACAGAUUUCAGCAUUGAGAGACUCGUUUUCAUUUAUUACAGGCUUUCGCAAUAUUUCGGACACUUAUUUUCUUACAGCGCUGACAGAAUGGCUCAGUUAUUGUGGGUAUUUCUUGUGCUCGCUGUAAUGAUCAAAGAUACAUUGCCACAAAGGAUCAUUGGGGGUCAAGAGGUUGUGCCUUACUCUGUCAAAUACCAGGCAUCUCUUCAGGUUGACAGGAAGCAUUACUGUGGAGGAACCCUCAUUCAGCCUCAGUGGGUGUUGACUGCUGCCCACUGCUGGAGACCGGCCAGUGUGAUUCAGGUGGUGCUGAGUGAGCACAAUCUUGCUGUAGAAGAGGGAUUUGAGCAAGUGCUUGAUGUGUCCAGAGUCUACAGUCAUUUUGCCUACAAUCCAAAAACUUUUAACAAUGACAUCUUGCUCAUUAAGCUCAGUGUUCCAGCCCAGAUUAAUGCUUAUGUUCAACCGGCCACACUGCCAACCAUAGACACGCCUGAGUUAAUUGGAGGAACCAGCUGCACCGUGAGCGGAUGGGGAGUGACACGAAUAUAUAGCUUCUAUCUGUCACCGAUUCUGCGUGCAGUGGAUGUGUCAAUCAUGAGCUACUGCCAAUACUACUACUACUACAGAGUCAACGACAACAUGAUUUGUGCGGGCUCUCGCUUCGGGGGAAAAGACGCCUGCCAGGGCGAUUCAGGCGGUCCUCUCAUUUGUGAUGGGACUUUAGAAGGCAUUGUGUCAUGGGGAAUCGGCUGUGCUCUUCCGUACUAUCCUGGCGUCUACACAAAAGUGAGAAACUACAGCCGCUGGAUCGACUGGAUCAUCAGCUCUGACAGCUGAAACAUAGGUUCAACUGAAUAUGGGAGGCCUUUCCUUCAAUCAGAAUUAAGAAAAGGUGUAAUUU
Molecule: messenger RNA, 2436 nt
Organism: Cyprinus carpio (common carp)
Lineage: Eukaryota; Metazoa; Chordata; Actinopteri; Cypriniformes; Cyprinidae
Product: trypsin-3
Biological process (GO): proteolysis
Molecular function (GO): serine-type endopeptidase activity
Source: RefSeq, a predicted model, not a curated record